Xylaria bambusicola is the source of this 1580-nucleotide messenger RNA. RefSeq lists its product as uncharacterized. Gene Ontology annotation, biological process: purine nucleobase metabolic process. Lineage: Eukaryota; Fungi; Ascomycota; Sordariomycetes; Xylariales; Xylariaceae. Gene Ontology annotation, molecular function: hydroxyisourate hydrolase activity. The coding region runs from base 529 to 921 and encodes 130 amino acids. The record is from RefSeq and is a predicted model, not a curated record. The transcript has a single exon.
GGGUAAAAAUAGAGCUACAUAUGUAGGUACCUAACCUGUGCAAGGUGGAGAUGGAUAUAAGGUAGGUAAGUAGGUAAGUAGGUAAGUAGGUAUGUAGGUAUGUAAGGUAGGUAAGGUAGGUAGGUAGGUACUAGAUAUGUAGGUAGGUACUUGGGUAGGUAGGCGAGGCAGGUAGAUGCUGAGAUACUUAAAGGGUCGGCUGCAUUCACUGCCUCGCGGGGAGAAGAGCUUCGCCUCCUUUGCCUAACCCGAAUCCGCCUGAUCUCUCUCACUUGCCCUUCCUUCACCGCGCCCCUAGCCUUAAGCCUCCUUACUCGUUAACGCUACAAAGUUUCCGACGACUGGCUCGCCUCCAAAACCCUAAGCCGAGACCAUCAACUACAGAACACAAGUGAAACCAGAAGGAGCGCAAGACCAGCAACAGCACCAAGGAAUUCAUCGGACGAAUCCAUCAUUACGCGUGCCACUACUACAUCUCGUCAAUUUGCCGAAAAAAGCACAAAUUCACCCUCGUUAUAAAGUCGAGCCAUGGCGGGCGAGAAAGACCCCAUCACUUGCCACGUGCUCGACACGUCGAUAGGAAAGCCUGCGAAGGGAAUUCGGGUGAAGCUGGAGGGAGGACACGCGCCGCUCAAGACCUUCGAGUCACAGACCGACGACGACGGUCGUAUCAAGACGUGGCUGCCAUACAGCAGUGCGCGAGAGGCAGGCGAUGUACCUACAUAUGCCCUAGACGAUGUCUUGUCCGAGGUCGAAGCCACAUCCACAUGGACCCUUCGAUUCGACACUGGGUCCUAUUUCGGUGAAGGAAACACCUUCUUCCCUGAGGUCGUCGUGACCUUUGUCGUUAACAAGGGCCAGCACUACCACGUCCCAUUGCUACUAGCCCCAUAUUCAUACACAACCUACAGAGGGAGUUAGUCCAUUGGCGACGAGGCGGGAUUUGAUAGUCGUAAAGCACGUGCCCAUUAGGCGUAGCGCCGGCAAGGUCUCCUUCCACGCAUAUGGGCGACCGAAUACUACAUUUAAUGAAGCUAUGAUACCAAGGCGGGUACCCAUCAUUGGAGAUGGGCUCGGUGUGAACAUACAUCGCAGAAUAGGUCUUGCCAACAAUAGAUAUAAGAUCUCAAUAUUCUCUUGUUGUUUACCCCGCUUUCAAACACCACGGAGCAAAUGUAUAGGGAUAUACAUUCUACUCUUCCCGCUCGAUACAAGUGUCACUAAUGAAGGGUGCAUGGCAGUAUUGAAACUGUUCAGAAACGUGAUGAGGUGUCUACUCAUCUUUAAUGCCAUAGUAAACUUAUAUUCUGACGGAUACCUCAAGAAAACAUCAGUUAUCAACCAACAGGUAUUCUCGCCUUCUCAUCUGUAGAUACCAGCAUCCCUCACUCCUGUCGACCUAGCAUACUUUGCAAACAGCUAUACACACGGUGCCCUCGAUCAGUAUAGAACCAGUCGAAAUCUUAUGAUCAUAGGUGACUAAUUUUCAGAGUAGCCGAGAAGAGUAUAUUUUGAAUUUUCCUAUGACACGAGAAGGGAAGGGGAGCCCUUGCUAACUAAGUAUAUAAUCCUUUUGAACA